Chaetomium fimeti is the source of this 1932-nucleotide messenger RNA. RefSeq lists its product as uncharacterized. Gene Ontology annotation, biological process: DNA repair; DNA-templated DNA replication; DNA synthesis involved in DNA repair. Gene Ontology annotation, cellular component: nucleus. Lineage: Eukaryota; Fungi; Ascomycota; Sordariomycetes; Sordariales; Chaetomiaceae. The transcript has a single exon. Bases 147 to 1922 code for a protein of 591 amino acids. Gene Ontology annotation, molecular function: DNA binding; enzyme activator activity; ATP hydrolysis activity. The record is from RefSeq and is a predicted model, not a curated record.
GGUCAAUUAAACAUGCCAUUCUUUGACAUGGCGACUUGCGACACUAAUUUUGGUUGAAUAGCGUUCCAUUUUGUCCACCAUCUUGGACAAACACCUAAUAUUCUUGCUACCAACUUGCCUUGCCGAUUUGCUUCCCUCCCAUUGCCAUGGUGGUCUGCCCUAUCUGCGACCGGGGCGUAAAGGCCACCGAAAUCAACAGCCACAUCGACUCGGGUUGCCAGACUUUCCUCCUCGAUGAGUCCAACGAGCAGACCAAUUCUCCCUCGCCGAACGGAACGCAGAGUAAUACACAGAACAACACCCAAAGCAAUACCCAGAGCAACACCCAGAGCCAGCCACCGAGCUCGACACAGAAAAAACGGUCCGCCUCGACCUUCUUCCAAACCCCAUCCGCGAAGCGACAAGUCACGAGCGCGAGGGCACCCACACUGCAGAGCAAUGGGAAUACCGGGCUGAAAGCUGGCACGAAGCGGAGCUAUGACGACGGACCAGGGUACACCAGCUCGCCGACGGACACAAAGAACGGGGAUGGCAGGGAGGGUGCGGCGGCACCGGUAGCAGACCCACGGCAGGCCGACAGCACAAACGGGUCGGGCCCACCACUGGCCAAACGAUCCAAGAAUGCCCGCACCGCACCGCUCGCCGAGCGCAUGCGGCCCGACACGCUCGACAAUGUCUUUGGGCAGGACUUGGUCGGGCCCAACGGGGUACUGCGCGCCCUGAUCGAGUCGGACCGCGUGCCGAGCAUGAUCCUCUGGGGCGGGUCGGGCACCGGGAAGACAACCAUCGCGCGGUGUAUCGCGCGCCGUGUGGGGAGCCGCUUUAUCGAGCUCAAUGCCACGAGCACGGGGGUGGCCGAGUGCAAGAAGCUGUUUGCCGAGGCCGCGAACGAGCUGGGUUUGACAGGGCGGAGAACCAUCAUCUUCUGCGACGAGAUCCACCGAUUCAACAAGGGCCAGCAGGAUGUGUUUCUGAAGCCGGUCGAGGCGGGAACUAUCACUCUAAUAGGCGCUACCACAGAAAACCCGAGCUUCCGAGUUCAAGCAGCGCUCCUCAGCCGCUGCCGAACCUUCACCCUCCAGUCCCUCACCGAAGACGACAUCCAACACAUCCUCCUCCGCGCCCUGCAACAAGAAGUCGAACAGGAAGGCAUCGAAAUCUCCCCACUCAUCGACCAAGAACUCCUCCGCUACCUCUCCUCCUUCGCCGACGGCGACGCCCGCACAGCCCUCAACCUCCUCGAACUCGCCCUCUCCCUCACCAACCGCCCCGCCCCCACCGACCCCUCCACCCCCUCGGAACCAGUCACCAAAGAAUCCAUCAAAGCCGCCCUCACCAAAACCCUCGUCUACGACCGCGCCGGCGACCAGCACUACGACACCAUCUCGGCCUUCCACAAAUCCGUGCGCGGCUCCGACGCCGACGCCGCGCUCUACUACCUCGCGCGCAUGCUCCAAUCCGGCGAAGACCCCCUCUUCAUCGCGCGCCGCAUGGUAGUCAUCGCCUCCGAAGACGUCGGCCUCGCCGACUCCACCCUGCUCCCGCUCGCCACCGCGGCCUACACGGCCACGCAGCAGAUCGGCAUGCCCGAGGCGCGCAUCCCGCUCGCCCACUGCGCCGUCGCGCUGUGUCUGGCGCCCAAGAGCACGCGCGCGUAUCGCGGGUUGAAUAAUGCGCUCUCGGCGCUGCAGGAGCCCGGGGUGGCGGCCCUGCCGGUGCCGGUGCAUUUGCGGAAUGCGCCGACGCGGUUGAUGCGUGAGAUGGGUUAUGGCAGGGAGUAUAAGUAUCCGCCGAAUUAUCGGGAGGGGAGGGUGAAGCAGGUGUAUUUGCCGGAGGGGUUGGUGGGGAGGCGGUUUUUGGAGGAGAGGGAUCUGGGGACGGAGGUGGAUCCGGAUGUUGAGAUGGGGGAGGCGGAGAGGUGAGGUGGGAGAG